UAUAUAUAUCUAAACAUGGAGAAAAGAAAAGCCAGUAAUACUAAUAAUGCUACUGCAGUCUCCAUUGCCUCCACUUCCGAAGAAAGCUUUCCUCGUGGUGGUGCUAGUGCCUUAACUCCUCUUGAACACCGAGAGAUCUCCAACAAAGUUGCCCGAGAUCUUUUCAAUACUGAAAACAAGAAGGUAGCUGACGAAGAACCUCCUAAAAAGAAGAGAAAGCCUUCCAAGACAGCAAAAAAGACAGAAGUCAAGGAACAAAAGAAAACAAAGUCAGAUAAAGCUUAUAUUGAACAACUUACUUUCAAGAAAUUGACUGUUGGCACUUCAUUUUUGGGCUGUAUUUCUCGCAUCAACGAACUUGACUUACUUGUUUCUUUACCUCAUCAAUUAGUGGGUGUUGUUGCUAUUAAUGAAAUCUCUGAUCCUUUAACUGCUUUGGCUGAAAAAGUAGCCAACCAAGACGAUGAUGAAGAUGAAGAAAUGGAAGAAUCUGGCUUGCCUCAAUUGAAUCAAUUAUUCCAUGUUGGUCAGUGGGUCCGUUGUAGAAUUAUCAAUCUUCAAUCUGAUGACAAGAAAACCAUUGAAUUAAGUUUGAAGCCCAGUGUCGUCAAUGAAGAUAUUGUCAAGGAUGAUAUUACACCAGGUGUCACUUUAGGUGCUACUGUUAAGAGUGUAGAAGAUCAUGGUUAUAUUUUAGAUUUGGGUGUAAAGGACUUGGCUGGUUUCUUGCCCUUGAAAGAAUCAAAAAGCUACAUUCAAAAAUUCAACCGUGAGGAAGAAUUGGCUGUUGGUCAAUAUGUCGAAUGUGCAGUUCAAAAAGUAGCUGGCCGUACUGUUAACGUCACUAUUGAUCGCACCAAAGUUGGUUGUGCUUUUGUUGAAGAUCCUUUCUCUCGCAUUACCUCUGUCCUUCCCGGUCAAUUAGUAACUGGUUUAUCUGAUGUUGUUCAAAACAAUGGUUUGAGUGUUAAAUUGCAAGGUCUUUACCCUACAACCAUUGAUCAAUCACACAUUCCUACUUCUAUCGACAUCGAAAAGAAUUACAAGCUGGGUCAAAGUUUGACAUUCCGUACCUUGUUUACCAUGUUGAACACUGAAGAUAAAAAGAUUGCUGGUUCUCUCCUCACUCACGUUUUGGAACUUGAUGUGCCUACAGUUGCUAACAACACCAAAUCUGACAAGUUUGUCGCUGAUUUAUUUCCCACCGGUUCCUUUUUGGAAAAUGUUAAAGUUACUCGUACAAAUAGCUCAGGUGUUUGGAUGACUUUAGAUGGUGUCGAGGGAAUCAGUGGUUAUGUCCAUGUUUCUCGUCUUGCUGAUGAACAUAUUAACUCUGUCUCCGGUACAUCAGGCAAAUUCAAGAUCGGUACUACACACCGUGCUCGUAUCUUGGGUUAUAACCCUGUUGAUGCUUUAUUGGUCUUGACAUUACAACCUAGUGUAUUGGCUGAAAAGUUCUUGCGUGUGGCUGAUAUCGAAGUAGGCUCCACAAUUGAAUGUGAAGUUGAAAAAUUAGUCCCUGCUGGUGUUAUUGUCAAAGUUUCCAAGUCUAUCACUGGUCUUGUGCCUACAAACCAUAUGGCCGAUGUCAAAUUGACUCGUCCUGAAUACAAGUUUAAGACAGGCAAGAAGAUUCAAUGCCGUGUACUUAGUACAGAACCCGACAGACAAAAGGUCUUUUUGACAUUAAAGAAAUCACUUAUCAAUAGCGAAUAUCCCAUUUUCAAAGACAUCCAUGAGAUCAAGGUUGGCGAUGUAAGUCAUGGUGUUAUUAUAUCUAUCAAAAACAAUGGUUGUGUUGUGGGUUACUACAAUAACUUGCGUGCUUUUGUUCCUGCUAAAGAGAUGACAGAAACUCGUGUCGAUGAUCUUAGCCAAGUAUUCAACAUUGGUCAAACUGUCAAAACAACCGUUCUCAGCGUUGAUCCUGAAGAAAAUAGAAUGUUGUCCUCUUUCAUUAACACUAAAAAGAAGGCAGAAAAGAAGGCAGAAAGCAAAGCUAAACUUGACGCCAAACAUGAAGCAAAGAACGAUGCACUUGCUCCUGGAAGACUUGUCACUGCCACCAUCAAAUCUGUCAAGAAGAGUCAUCUUACUCUUACUUUGCCUAACAACACUGAAGGUCGUCUCCAUAUUUCAGAGGUAUUCAAUUCUUUUGAUGAAAUCAAGAACUUGAAGGCUCCUUUAAGCGAAUUCCGUUCUAAGCAAGAGAUUGAAGUCAGAAUUUUGGGUGUGCGCAACACUAAACUCAACACUUACUUGCCUAUAACUCGUGCUUCUAAGGUGAAGCAACAUCUUGAAUGCUCUUUAAGAUUACAUGGUAGUGAAGACGACAGUGCUCGUGAGAUGCGUAAUAUCAAGGCUGGUGAUGAAUUCAUUGGUUUCAUUUCUGACAUUCAUACCAAUUACAUUACUGUCAGCAUUGGCUCACAUACUUCUGGCACUUUGCAAAAGAAUUUGGCUUCUACUGAUAUCAACGUCUGUAACAACUUGACCAAGCAUUUUAUCAACGGUCAAGCUAUUCGUGUUGCUGCCUUAGUUGUAGAUUCGAACAAGAGCUCUAUUGAUUUUAUGCAUUUGGAAGAUCCUAAUAUGCCUCGUAUCACUGAUGUUUCAGCUUUGGAAGAAGGACAAAUCAUGAAUGCUACUGUUCAGAGAAUCAAUAAGGUCAAUGGUCUUGUACUUACUUUGACAAGUAAAAUCGCCGGUAAAGCUUAUUUGACUGAAUUGGCUGAUACCUACACUGAAGAGCCUACUUCAGCUUUCCAAGAAGGACAAGUGGUUCGUGUGGCCGUCGUUCAUGUCAAUGCAGACAAGCACCAGGUUGAUCUUUCUUUGAGACCCUCUCGUAUUUAUCCCGGCAUUGAGUCUAACGAAAUCAAGACUUUCGCCGAUAUCAAGCGUGGUCAUGUUUAUGAAGGCUAUGUCAGCAAUAUUGCUCCUCAAGGUGUCUUUGUCAAAUUGAACCACUCUAUUGUUGCUCGUGUCAAGAUUGCCAACUUGUCAGAUACUUUUGUUAAGGAAUGGAAGGAUGUUUACAAGCUCGGUCAACUUGUCAAGGCUAAGAUCAUAUAUAUCGAUUAUGACAUGCAACGUCUUGAAGCUUCUCUUAAGAAGAGUGUUGUUGAAGGUGCUGUUGCUGCUGAAAAGAAGAGUGAGCAACAAGCUGAAGAAUCUGAUAGCGAUGAAGAGAUGCCUGAAGUCGAUGAAGAUUCUGACGAAGAAAUGCAAGAGCAAGAAGAGGAUGAUAAGGAAGAAUCAGACGAAGAAGAAGAGAAGGAAGAAUCAGAUAAAGAGGAAUCAGAUGAAGAAGAAGAAGAGACAUCCACUGCUGCCUUAAACAUUGAUAACUUUGAUUGGACAGGCAUCAACAACCGUGCUGAUUCUAGUGAUGAAGAAGACGACGACGACGACGACGACUCUGAUGAUGAUGGCGAUAAAAAGAAUAAAAAGAAGAAGGAAGUUCCUGACUGGACUGCCGAGCUCAAUUCCCAAACACCUCAAACAGCUAAUGACUAUGAACGUCUCUUGGUUGGCUCACCCAACUCUUCUUACUUGUGGAUUAAUUAUAUGGCAUACCAUCUUCGAUUGUCUGAAGUUAGCAAGGCUCGUGAUAUUGGUGCCCGUGCUUUGAAGACCAUCAACUUCCGUGAAGAACAAGAAAAAAUGAACGUCUGGGUUGCUCUCCUCAACUUGGAAAACAAUUUUGGUACAGAUGAAUCAUUGCAAGAAGUAGUCAAGCGUGCAUUGAUUUACUGUGAUCCCCUCAAAGUAUACGUCCAACUCGCCAAGAUUUAUGAACGUAGUGAAAAAGAUGAUAAGGCUGUAGCUCUUUAUGAAGAAAUGACAAAGAAGUUUGGUCAGUCACCUAAAGUUUGGUUAGAUUUUGCUCUUUACUGUCUCAAGCAUAACAAGGCUGAACAAUCUCGUGAAUUGCUUCAAAAGAGUUUAAAGGCUUUGCCUAAGCAUGAACAUGUCCUCACUAUUGUCAAGUUUGCUCGAUUAGAGUUCAACCAUGGUGAAGCUGAACGUGGCCGUACUAUUUUAGAAGGAGUUAUGAGCAACAACCCCAAACGUUUAGAUUUAUGGAAUGUCUAUUUGGAUUUGGAAACCAAGACUGGAGACGUUGAGAUGACAAGGUAAUGCUUUUUGACAUUGUUCAUUCAAACUUAUUUUUCUAUAGACGUCUUUUUGAAAGAGUAUCUUCAAUCAAGUUUUCCUCAAAGAAGAUGAAAUUCUUAUUCAAGAAAUGGAUUUCAUUUGAAAAGACACACGGUUCUGAAGAUGGUGUAGAGAGAGUGAAAGAAAAGGCACUUGCUUACGUUGAAAGCCUGUCAUAAAAAAAUAACAUCAAUUGUAUAUAAUUAGAGUAAUAAUAAGCAUACUUUUUUUUCAAUAAAGAUUCAAUUCAACAAUGC
Messenger RNA from Gilbertella persicaria, 4418 nucleotides. RefSeq lists its product as uncharacterized. The record is from RefSeq and is a predicted model, not a curated record. Gene Ontology annotation, cellular component: nucleolus; small-subunit processome. Gene Ontology annotation, biological process: rRNA processing. Gene Ontology annotation, molecular function: protein binding; RNA binding. NCBI's taxonomy places the organism in Eukaryota, Fungi, Mucoromycota, Mucoromycetes, Mucorales, Choanephoraceae. Bases 16 to 4143 code for a protein of 1375 amino acids. The transcript has 5 exons.